Molecule: messenger RNA, 4686 nt
Organism: Phyllopteryx taeniolatus (common seadragon)
Lineage: Eukaryota; Metazoa; Chordata; Actinopteri; Syngnathiformes; Syngnathidae
Gene: dipk1aa
Product: divergent protein kinase domain 1Aa
Exons: 6
Coding region: 446-1732 (428 amino acids)
Source: RefSeq, a predicted model, not a curated record
UGUAGUCAUACAAGCGAAUAGCGUCAAGCUCUCACUAGACACUCCGUUUUGUAUCACUAAAGUAUAUGAGGCACUGGUAAAUGGCACACCCGUUUUUCAUUUAUUUCAUUUUGAUGGGAAACUAACAAAUGUUUUUUUUUUUUUUUUAUUAAAAAACAUUUUUAAUGCUCCGUACACACCGCGCCUGCGCACUGACCCGAGCCUACUGCUGUUUUCUGCAUUCGGGUAUAACAUUAUUUUCUGGAAAAGCAGCUGCUGGGACGAAGCUGCAAAUGUGCGGACAGACGGCACAGCACCGCGCCGCACACGAUGACCAAAAACAACAUUGGUGAAACGAGAUAAUGUGUAUUGAUUUCUAUGCGUUGUGGACGCGAGGCGAGACGCUCGAUCCUGCGUGGCUGAUGUUGACUGAUGUUCUCCAGUUUUGAGAUGAUCUAUUUUUGUGAUGGCGAAGGGGCUGUUUCCACGGGCCUGGGUGAAGAAGUCAUUCUAUUUCCAAGCCCGUAUCUCCUUUGUAAGGGUGAAGUACUUGUUCCUCACCUGGCUGACGGUGCUGGUGGGGAGCUGGGUGCUCUACGUGCAAUACUCGGCCUACACAGAGCUGUGCAGAGGACACCAGUGCAAAAAUGCUAUUUGUGACAAAUAUAGGAGAGGAAUCAUUGACGGGUCGGCCUGCAGCAGCCUGUGUGAUAAAGACACGUUCUACAUGAGCAGAUGUCUGUCAACACUCCCAAACAACCAGGUGUACACGGGAAGCUGGGGAGAUCACGAAGGGAUCAUUCGCUGUCAUUUGGGGAAAGUCAGGCACUACGAGAUGGGCUAUGAGCCGGAGCCUCAGAAGGAGAUCCCUGUGUUCGAUACCCCCACUCGAGGCACAUCAGUGGAGAAAUUCCGAGAGAUGGUCUUGAAUCACCUCAAGUCCAAACUUGGAGAUCAGACCAACCUUGGCGGUCUGGCGAGCGUGAUCCUUUCUGUGGCGGACGGCAACAAAGACGGAAAAGUGUCCCUGCCAGAAGCUCGCUCCAUGUGGGCCCUCCUGCAGAUCGAUGAGGUUCUUCUGGGCCUGCUGCUUCAGGAGCGUGGUCACACUCCUCGCCUCCUCGGUUACUGCGGCGACCUCUACAUGACCGAAAGGGUCCCCCACGGGCCCCUGUACGGUUUGUCCGUACCCUGGCCGCUGGUCUCCUGGGUCCCUGGCGGCUUACAGCGCACCAUGGACCAGUGGUUCGCCCCUUCGUGGCCUCGCAAAGCCAAGAUCUCCAUGGGCCUCCUGGAGCUGGUGGAGGACAUCUUCCACGGCACGUACGGCAGCUUCCUCAUCUGCGACCUGGCGGCGGCCCACUUCGGCUACACGGACGGCCACGAGCUGCGUCUCACCGACACCCGACCAGUGGUGCCGGAAAGCCAGUUCCGGCGGGGCAUGCGAGCGCUGCGCUGCGAAACGGAUGCCGACUGCGUGUACGGAGUGGACUGCCGGACGUCGUGCGAUACGGUACAGAGACGCUGCAGGGAGGAGCCCGUCCGGCCCAAUUUGGCCAAAGCGUGCAGUACGCUGAAGGACUACCUGCUGCACGGGGCGCCGUCCACCCUGCGAGACGAGCUGGAGAGGCAGCUGUAUGCCUGCAUGGCCCUCAAGGGCGAUGCUGGGCAACUGAACAUGGAGCAUUCGCUGCUCCUCAACAACUUGAAGGCUCUGCUGUGGAGACAGAUCUCACACACUAAGGACUCAUGACCAGGAGGAAGUAUGCUCUAACAAUGCUGUGAUAUAAUAUGUGAAUAAAUCACAUUUAAUGAAGUUACACUACUCACACAAAAUGUAAGGGGUAUUGGGCUUUCGAGUUUAGUUUCAGGGCGGACCUAAAAUAUACAACUGUUAAAUGAACUGAAGAGCUGAACUGCUGGGCAGUAUGGCUUUUUUGUUUCUUUGCUUGUAUUUAGAUUUUUUUGUAAUCGUAUUGUUCAACUUAUUUUAAUAAUUUCUGCCCUAUUUUGUUUCAGUAAUUGUUUCACAACUUGCUGUUCUCUAAACAGAAUAUUUAAACCUAAUUAAACAUAGGGCUGGGCGAUAUGACUUUAUUUUUUUUAAAUCGAAUUAUUCAAAUUAUUCAAUUAAUCAUGUUAGCCCUAAUAUGUUUCAGUCAUUUUUGCACAAUUGGCUGUUGUCUAACAAGGAGCGCAACAGAAAAAUUCAUAACACAUAGGGCUGGGCGAUACAGCUUUUUUCCCCCUAGCUUUCUUUCGUAAUCGAAUUACUCUAGUUAUUCGAUUGAUCGUAUCAGCCCUAAUUUGUUUCAGUACUUUUUGCACAACUUGCUCGAGAAAGAACCUGAAGGGAAAAAAUCUCAACAGGGGUUUGAUCGAUGAACAUUUUCAAGCACACUCACUUCUGUCCCUUUCUGUGACUCUUCUAGUUUCUCUGUUGUAACCUGCUGAUGGCACUCUGUGACACUCUUCAGUAGCCACUUUCCUCUGAGAAGAUCCUGUCUAAAGCUUUGGCGUUGCAAGAGGGAGGUGGCCACUGAGACUGAGCUUACAAUUUAAUAAGCAGGUUACAACAGAGAUAAAGAGAUACUGGAAGAGUCACAGAAAUGCAUACAUCCUUGAAAAUAUAUUCAUUCAUAGAUCCUCCUUGUUGAGGAAAAGCAAAUAGUGCAGAAAGUAUUGGGAAAAGUUGGACAUAAAAGGUCUAAGUUCACCUGUAAAGCUUAUAGUGCAUUUAGGUUCAUUCUGAACUUUCACCUCGCAAAGCCCAAUAUCCCAAAAGACAUUAUGGACAUUUGUAUACAAACUUCAUUCAUGCAGUAUAUAUUUUUUAACUUCCUGUAGGUGUAAUGGCUAUGUGUACAAAUUCGUAGGUUCAGGGGCUGGAAAUGACAACCGAGUGAUGAAUAUUUAGAGAACAUAGACUCUUAAAGCUGUGUAAUCACGUUUUGGAAAACUUGAGCUGGAACACUCGUUGAAGACUAUCCAAUCCUUGUGUUUUUCUGGAUUUUUUUAACAAUUAACAUUAGCGUGGGUUUAUGUAGUAUCAAGAAAUAUGGAAGGUCCCCAUUUAUUGUGAUGACUUUUGCAUGCUUAUUUUUUAUGAAAACGUAUUCAUUCGAGGUACUGAUACUAACCAGCUAAGGCGCUAGUUAUCCAUCCAUCCAUUUUCUGAGCCGCUUCUCCUCACUAGGGUCGCGGGCAUGCUGGAGCCUAUCCCAGCUGUCAUCGGGCAGGAGGCGGGGUACACCCUGAACUGGUUGCCAGCCAAUCGCAGGGCACAUAGAAACUAACAACCAUUCGCACUCACAGUCAUGCCUACGGGCAAUUUAGAGUCUCCAAUUAAUGCAUGAUUUUGGGAUGUGGGAGGAAACCGGAGUGCCCGGAGAAAACCCACGCAGGCACGGGGAGAACAUGCAAACUCCACACAGGCGGGGACGGGGAUUGAACCCCGCACCUCAGAACUGUGAGGCUGACGCUCUAACCAGUCGGCCACCGUGCCGCCACUAAGGCGCUAGUUAUGAAGGUUCUAUUUUUUUUUUUUUACGUUGUCAAAACUCUAGUAACACUGGUUCAGAAUGGGUUUUGUUUCAAAUUUGGAAGGAAAGUUAUGCAUUUUCACAUUUCCAAUGGAUUUGGUAGUCAGUGGAUCAUUUUGGGCAUUGCUAAGUCACUGAGCGGAAGCAGCACAAUCGUUAGUGACACUAGAAGUAAAUCUGCAAAGGUUGAAUCAAGGCAACUGGACUGUUCUUGUUUGUUGAAUCUUUAAUCCAAAAGGCUUCCUCAAUUCUAAAUUCCCGGUGUGGCUCGGUUUAUAGAUGGCUUUUACCUCUUUCUAACCAGUAGUCAUCCCUAUCCAUAAUUUGUACGUUGUUGUCCUCAAAGGAAUGGCCAUUCUUCUUGAAAUGCAAAUGAAACUCUGAUUCUAGACCUGAGUAAACCUCCCGUUGAUGCUGUGCUAUGCGCCUGUGCAGCAGUUGCUUAGUCUCUCCAAUGUAGAGGUCAUUGCGCUUCUCACUGCACUGCACAAACAACAUUGCUGAGUUUUCUUCUUGGGAUUUUGUCCUUGGUGAACCAGCUUUAGUCUGAGGGUGUUAGUGGGUUUGAAAUGCAUUGGGAUGUUAUGUUUGGAGAAAAUCCUUCUGAGUUUAUUUGACAAAUCAGAUGAAGAAGCCUUUCGGAUUAAAAGUGAAACGUUUCAACCUUUGCAGAUUACCAUGACCUGUAUGACUGAUAAUCUACACAGACAUAUGAUACUUUCAUGCCUGGGCCAUGAGUUGUGUGAAGUGUUUCUAUCUCACAUUGUUGAAUACUAAUGAUCAAUCACAGAGCUGUAUAGUAAUUUGUGAAUGUUAGCCACUUAUUUUUCCACUAGAAAAAGAACGACCUUAUUGUACUGCCUCAAUUUUGGGUUUCACCUAUCACAGUGCCAUAAGAAACAUGCUAAAAGUCUUAUGAAUGUUAUGUGUGAAGAUCUUUUUCCAAUCUCAUGGUUGCACUUGUAUCCUGUAUAAAAAUGCACAAGGUCUAUUCAAGGCAGAGCUGAUAGGAAGUAAUUUUUUUAACUUGUGUAAUGUCAUGAUCUACAGAAAAAGCUGACGUGGUGCUCAACGCUGCUGUCGGGACUAAGAUGUUUUAAUAGAAAAAUACAUGCAUGAUUUUGCACAACUGAGAAUAAAGUACACACUAUUUUGCAGUCUUCUA